AUGGACCCUAUGAGCAUCGGCUUGGGCCUGACUACACAACAGCAACCUCGUUACUCCAUUCUGUCCACCGCCCCGGCCUCUCCCACCGAAGACGAGGUGGACCACCACGACACCCGGCACUCGGAAACAACCACCACCACAAACACCACCAUGAUGGCUCCCAAAGACUCGACCAUGGCACAGCUGUCGUUCGGCCCUGCAACCCAGCAGACCGUCACUACAGUCACGACCACCACGACCGUCUCGCUGCCGCCGCUAGUUAUGAAGCCUCCGCGAGACUUGUACGACCGAGACCCGAAGCAAUACCCGCUCGCCUUCACACCGACACCGGGCAAUAUCAAACGCUUCGCCUUCGAUCUCAACGGCCGGCCAACUACCUUCCACGAAGCCGAAGACCCCGAAGAGACUGUGCGGAAGUAUCACGAGCUGCAGGCUAAGAUCUGGAAGAGCAAGGGCUCCAUUCGGCAGGAGCAGACACUACAGGACGGAUACCAUACACCUGUCCGUGACUUCUCUAUGCCGCAGCCGAGCAACAAACCCCAAAAUUUACGCUCAUCUCACGCUCUCAAGCGUACCGCCACUCCGCCGUCGAUAGCAGAGGCGGCUGAGCUUGCGAGCUUACAGCGGAGAACAAAGAAACAGCGCUCCCAGCUGCACAGAUCCCACUCGGAACUGAGCGAGCAGCCAUCUUUGAAUGAGAGGGCAGCUUCGAGGUCGUAUCCAGCACCGAUGAAUGCUUCGCACCAGACUCCAAUCACGCCGGACACAGAAAACAUGGGUGCUAUCCCACGAACAGUCCCAAACAGGCCAGCCGGGUCCAGGAGUCGAGCAAAUGUUCGGCCUUCGCACUCUCGUGUGCAGGAAUUGCAAGACGAUAGUUAUGACCUUCACAUGGCAGACAGCGAAUCGCAGGACGAGGAUGCGCAGGUCGAGACGGCCUUUCCCGCACCGAACAACGCCAAGAAGAGAAGCUUUGGUGAGCUGACUGCCAUCGAGAGAGCGAGUCAACAUAUCGCAGCCACUGCAACACCACCUAUCGUUGAGGAAGACCUGGAUCCGGUUCAACAAGCUCCAGCAUCUCAUCGACACAACUUGCCUGGACUCUUCACAAGCUCGCAGCAGGAUGCCAGUUUACCUAGUCCCAGUCUCUCGCCCAUCACAGCUGCUGCCAAUCUUGCCUCUCGGCAGAAUGCCUUCGACUUAUCCUUUGCUGAUCACAACGAGGAGGAUGGUAGCGUGGUGUCUGGCCUUGAUCUCGACGAGGACAGCAAGACACAAAGUGCCAAGUCAUUGGACUCGCAGUCAUCUAAGAGAUCAACCAACGCCGCUCCACCGUACAGCUUCACUCAUGGGGUUCCACCGUCGAACCCUGCGUCCGCAUCGAGUCCCACCAUGAUGGACAUACCAACCAUGGUAGAUGCCUUCGAUGGCAUGCCCGAGCCCAUGCAAGCCUACCUUGUGUACCAGUUCCUACGCCGAUGCCCCAAGACCACAUUGCAGAUGGUGGCCAACGUUGUCAACCCUGCGCUCAAAUGUGACCCUUUCAAUGUCCUGCCACCCGAACUCAGCCUGAACAUAACCAGAUUCCUCGAUGCCCAGAGCAUGUGCCGUGCAGCGCAAGUGUCGAAGCGCUGGCGGAAGCUCAUCAACUCCGAUGAAAUCGCCUGGAGAAACCUCCUCGAGCGGGACGACUUCGUCUUGCCAAAUGGCGAGAUUGCGCGGGCAGUUCGUGAAGGAUGGGGGUGGCAACACGGUGUAGACGGCUUCGAGCAAGACAUGAGCAAAGCACGACACAGCAUGUCUCCCGAGAUCGCCGACUCGACCCUAGUGAGUGACGAUGAGCUUACUGCAUCGUCGUCUGUCACAACGAGGACAAUGAAGAAGAAGUCCCUUGUGAGGUCAUCGGCCUCCAAGAAGACCAAGCGUCGCUCAGCGAUCGGAUCAUCAUCUAUCACGAAGCCCACAGCGACAUCGAACGUCAAGUGGCUGAAGCUCAUGAGCACUGCCAAGGGAGCCAACGCUUUCGCGCAAGCAGCCACUCAAGCUGUGCCGCAUCCGUCAAAUGGUCUGGACAGUCUGCGUAACAUGCACCUGUUCAAGUCACUCUACCAGCGACACUAUCUCAUCCGUCAGGCAUGGAUGGACGAGGAGAAGCAGCCGCAGCACCUGGCUUUUCGAGCUCACCAUCGGCAUGUGGUUACGUGCCUGCUGUUCGACAGUGACAAGAUCUUGACUGGCAGCGACGACACGAAGAUUAAUGUUUACGAUACGAAGACUGGCGCCUUGCGCAACCGGCUCGAGGGCCAUGAGGGUGGGGUUUGGGCGCUGCAGUAUGAUGGCAAUAUGUUGGUAUCGGGCUCCACUGACCGCAGCGUACGAAUUUGGGACAUCAAAUCUGGUCGCUGUCUGCAAGUCUUCCAGGGACAUACCUCCACCGUGCGGUGCUUGGUGAUCCUUCAGCCUGUGCAGGUCGAUACAGAAGCUGACGGAACUCCGAUCAUGAUGCCCAAGGAGCCACUGAUCAUUACCGGUUCGCGCGACUCCACUCUGCGCGUAUGGAAGCUGCCCAAAUCCGACGAUCGACAGAUCUUCCAGGCUGGUCCGCCGGCGAACGACCGUGAUAACCCGUACUUCCUGCGCACACUCUCGGGACACCAUAACUCGGUUCGAGCGAUCGCAGCCCACGGUGAUACCCUGGUAUCGGGUUCUUACGACUGCACUGUUCGCGUGUGGAAGAUCUCGAACGGUGAUCUCGUUCAUCGCCUCCAAGGACAUCAGCAAAAGGUGUACAGUGUUGUAUUAGACCACGCCCGCAGUCGCUGCAUCUCUGGAUCAAUGGACAAUCUCGUCAAGGUAUGGGACUUGCAAACAGGCUCGUGUCUCUUCAAUCUCGAAGGACACACGUCUCUAGUCGGUCUAUUGGACCUGAGCCAUGAUCGACUCGUUUCUGCCGCAGCCGACAGCACCCUUCGAAUCUGGGACCCGGAGAAUGGUACAUGCAAGUCGACGCUUUCAGCACACACUGGUGCCAUUACAUGCUUCCAACACGACGGACAGAAGGUCAUCUCUGGAUCAGACAGGACACUGAAGAUGUGGAACGUCAAGAACGGCGAGUGCGUUCGAGACUUGCUUACUGACUUGAGUGGGGUGUGGCAAGUACGAUUUGAUGAGCGUCGUUGUGUCGCUGCAGUACAGCGCGACUCCCUGACUUACAUCGAAGUGCUCGACUUUGGAGCUGCUCGUGACGGUGUCCCUUCGGACGAGCUUGGUCGGCGUACCGUGGUGGAUUGCCGCGGACGAGAAAUCGAGGACGUGGCCACCAGCCCAGUCGAUCAAGACCCGGCCGACCCAGCAGCUUGA
Fulvia fulva is the source of this 3360-nucleotide messenger RNA. RefSeq names its product Cell division control protein 4. Gene Ontology annotation, molecular function: protein binding. The transcript has a single exon. NCBI's taxonomy places the organism in Eukaryota, Fungi, Ascomycota, Dothideomycetes, Mycosphaerellales, Mycosphaerellaceae. Bases 1 to 3360 code for a protein of 1119 amino acids. The record is from RefSeq and is a predicted model, not a curated record.